Molecule: messenger RNA, 1206 nt
Organism: Drosophila innubila
Lineage: Eukaryota; Metazoa; Arthropoda; Insecta; Diptera; Drosophilidae
Gene: Or98a
Product: odorant receptor 59b
Exons: 3
Coding region: 1-1206 (401 amino acids)
Biological process (GO): sensory perception of smell; detection of chemical stimulus involved in sensory perception of smell
Cellular component (GO): plasma membrane
Molecular function (GO): odorant binding; olfactory receptor activity
Source: RefSeq, a predicted model, not a curated record
AUGGCAAAGGAAGAGUUCUUCAAAUAUAUCAAUCCAGCACCUCUAACUCAAAAAGUUGCCACUCGAGAUGGCUGCAUCUACAUGUAUCGGCUUAUGAAGUGUAUUGGUUGGAUACCACCAAAGGAAGGACUUCAGCGUUAUCUAUACUUUAUCUGGACCUUAACAACGUUUGCAUUUGGAGCUGUGUAUCUACCCGUGGGAUUUUUUCUGAGCUACUUUAAAAUGCUCGACAAGUUUACCCCAGAUGAAUUUCUCACCUCAUUUCAGGUGUCCAUUAAUGCAUGCGGUAGUUCAGUAAAGUGCAUUAUAUUAUACAUUUAUCUGUGGCGUCUCCGCAAGACCGAAAAUAUUUUAGACGAACUAGACAAACGGGCUCUGAAGGACAGUGAACGACAGAAGGUGCACGAAACUGUGGCACUCAGCAAUUAUGUAGUUCUAAUCUUCACCAUCAUUUACAACGGAUAUUCGCUUUCUACGGUUCUGGCUUAUCUGGCCAGCGGCAGAGCCCCUUAUUCGGUGUACAAUCCGUUUCUGAACUGGCGCGACAGUCAAAUGAACUUAUAUAUUCAGGCAACCUCUGAGUAUAUCAUUAUGUCAUUUGCCGUGAUACAAGAUCAACUAGCCGACACAUAUCUGGUAGUAUUUAUGAUUUUGAUUCGCGGUCACUUUAAUUUAUUAAAGGAUCGUGUGCGGGAUUUACGGACUGAUCCCUUCAAGACAGAGGAAGAAAACCACGAGGACUUGGUUAACUGUAUAAAGGAUCACAAGCAGAUUUUACAAUGCUGUAAUAUGAUACGUCCUAUAAUAUCAGGCACGAUUUUUGUGCAGUUUGCACUCAUCGGCUCCGUGUUGGGAGUGACCCUGAUUAACAUAUUCUUCUUCUCAAAUUUAUGGCGUGGUUUGGCGUCAAUUUUAUUUGUUAUCGCUGUUUUAAUGGAGACAUUUCCUUUUUGUUACAACUGCAACUUACUUAUUGACGACUGCGAGGAAUUUGGAAUCCGAAUGUUUCAGUCCAAUUGGAUUGAUGCAUCUCCCCGUUAUAAAUCAACUCUAAUUCAUUUUAUGCAUCAAGCCCAGCAACCGAUUGUUUUUAUAGCUGGUGGUCUUAUUCCCAUUACGCUGAAUAGCAAUAUCACAGUGGCCAAGUUCGCAUUCAGCAUUAUUACCAUAGUACGGGAAAUGAAUCUUGCCGAACAGUUUGAAUAA